AUGGCCUCCCUCUCCCCUCUGACCUCCAUCUUCCGCUCCUCCGCCACCCGUUCAUUCUCACGGGUGCGCAAGCCCAUCCCCACACUGGCCGCCUCCCCGCGUUUAUUGCGGACGGUGUCGACCAAACACCCAGCAGGCUUUGAGCCACCCACCGAGGAGGAUUUGCUGGAAUUGCGCGAUCGAGUGCAGGAAUUUACUCGUGAGUCUACUGCGUCCCUGGUGGAUGCUGUAGGUGCAAUCACUCACAAGUGUCUUGAUUCAGGCCGCGAAAUCCCAGCCGAGGUUGCCGCACGGACAGACGAACAGAAUGAGUUUCCUGCAGACAUGUGGAAGAAGCUGGGUGAUGCUGGGUUCCUCGGCGUGACGGCUAAUGAAGAAUACGGCGGUCUGGGAAUGGGCUACCAGGCCCAUUGCGUGGUGAUGGAAGAGCUCAGCCGAGCCUCUGGCAGUAUCGGACUGUCGUACGCUGCGCAUUCACAACUCUGCGUGAAUCAGAUCUCACUCAAUGGGUCAGCCGCGCAGAAAGAGCGAUUCCUGCCUGGCCUCCUGUCUGGUGAGAAGGUCGGCGCGCUGGCUAUGUCCGAGCACUCGGCGGGCUCGGAUGUCGUGAGCAUGAAGACUACGGCGAAGGAGGUGGAUGGUGGGUGGGUGUUGAACGGGACGAAGAUGUGGAUUACCAAUGGUCCUGAUGCGGACUUUAUUGUUGUAUAUGCCAAGACUGAGCCCGAGAAGGGCUCGAAGGGAAUCACGGCCUUUGUCGUGGAGAAGUCGUUCAAGGGCUUCUCAUGUGCGCGCAAGCUCGACAAGCUGGGCAUGCGCGGCUCGAACACGGGUGAGCUGAUCUUCGAGGAUGUGUUUGUUCCUCGGGAGAACCUCUUGGGCGAGGUGAACCGUGGCGUUCGCGUGUUGAUGGAGGGUUUGGAUCUGGAGAGACUUGUGCUGAGCGCUGGGCCUCUGGGAAUCAUGCAAGCAGCCCUUGACCUGGUCCUCCCCUACACUCACGUGCGAAAGCAGUUUGGAUCCCCCAUCGCACACAACCAGCUCAUCCAGGGCAAGUUGGCGGACAUGUACACCAAGCUAGCCGCCUCGCGGGCCUACACCUAUACCACGGCGCGACAGGUUGACCAAGCCGCCGUGGCACCGGGCGAGAUGGUGGUCCGGACGCAGGAUUGCGCCGGAGCAAUCCUCUAUGCCGCUGAGCGGGCGACAGAGUGUGCUCUGGACGCGAUUCAGCUGAUGGGUGGCAGCGGCUAUAUUAAUGAGAUCCCUGCCGGCCGAUUGCUGAGGGAUGCGAAGCUGUAUGAGAUUGGAGCUGGCACGAGCGAGAUUCGACGGAUGGUUAUCGGUCGUGCUUUUAACAAGGAGUAUGCGUAG
Messenger RNA from Penicillium lagena, 1374 nucleotides. RefSeq lists its product as uncharacterized. Gene Ontology annotation, biological process: L-leucine catabolic process. The transcript has 4 exons. The record is from RefSeq and is a predicted model, not a curated record. Gene Ontology annotation, molecular function: 3-methylbutanoyl-CoA dehydrogenase activity; flavin adenine dinucleotide binding. Lineage: Eukaryota; Fungi; Ascomycota; Eurotiomycetes; Eurotiales; Aspergillaceae. The coding region runs from base 1 to 1374 and encodes 457 amino acids.